Messenger RNA from Linum tenue, 1689 nucleotides. The record is from the annotation of a GenBank genome assembly. NCBI's taxonomy places the organism in Eukaryota, Viridiplantae, Streptophyta, Magnoliopsida, Malpighiales, Linaceae.
CCGGUAUAGAGACUAGUGAUGUAAUAAUACUAUAAGUGGCGAGUUUGUCCUGUGAAUUUUGGUACCAUUCCAUUUCCAUCUACCAAACGGUUGUUUGUUGUCCGUAUACCGGAAAACACAUCCACCGCCAACUCCCGGCGAGCAGUAGUAAUGGACCGCCAACCCACGGUGGCGCCGCACGUGGUCUUCCUCCCGUUCCCGGCGCAGGGACACGUCAAGCCCAUGUUCAUGCUGGCGAAGCUCCUCUGCCACGUGGGCGGUUUCCAGGCGACUUUCGUCAACACCGAGCACAACCACGCGCUCCUCCAGCGAACUCUCGCCGCCGGCGACCUCCCCGCCGGAUUCACCUUCCUGUCCCUCCCGGACGCCGUGCCACACGACCGGGAGCAGCAGCAGUCCAGCAUCUCCACGGUCCGCGAGCUGUUCAACUCCAUCCGGAACUCCAAGCCGGAUUUCCGCCGGCUGGUGGCGGAACUCUCCCCGACGUGCAUCAUCGCCGACGGAAUCAUGUCGUUGGGCUUUGAUGUGGCGGUGGAGCUCGGGAUUCCGGUCAUCGCGUUUCGUACGUUCAGCGCCGUGUGCGCGUGGGUUUACUUCCACCUCCGUGACCUUAUCGAGCAGCGGGUGGUCCCCAUCCCUGCCGAUGCUGACAUGGACCAGCCGAUCACUUCAAUUCCCGGGCUCGAAGGAAUCCUACGCCGACGGGACCUCCCCAGCAUAUGCAGGCACGGAACUCCGCCGCCGAUCCUCAAUUUCUUCCUCAGGGAAACCGAAUCGAUGAGGCGGGCUUCCGGUUUGAUCCUCAACACGUUUGACGGGCUGGAAGGCCCACUGAUCUCCAGGCUCUCCACCAUCUUCCCCAAAAUCUUCCCCGUAGGCCCAUUGCACGGCCUGCUGAGCAACGUGGUGAAAGAAGAAGAGCCUCUAACCGCCUCAAACGGCGGGCUUAAGGAAGAGGACAGGAGCUGCAUGACGUGGCUCGAUUCCCAGCCGUCCAGAUCUGUGAUCUUCGUCAGCUUCGGGAGCCUGGUCGCGCUGACCGAGGCCCAGUUUGUCGAGUUCUGGCACGGACUGGUGAACAGCGGGAAGCCGUUUUUAUGGGUCGUGAGAUCCGACUCUGUGUUGGGGGAAGAUGAGGUUCCGAGUUCCGUGGAAGUUCUUUCGGGCUUGAAAUCGGGGGCAGCCCGUGAUGGGAGUAGGUGUUGUGUGGUGGACUGGGCCCCGCAGGUUGAGGUUCUGGCCCAUGAAGCGGUCGGUGGGUUUUUGACUCACAGCGGAUGGAACUCGACGGUGGAGAGUGUUCUGGCGGGAGUGUCGAUGGCUUGUUGGCCGCGGUUGAGUGACCAGCAGGUUAAUAGUAGGGCAGUUAGUGAUGUGUGGAGGAUUGGGCUUGAUAUGAAGGACACGUGGGACAGAUCGACGGUGGAAAAGACUGUGAGGGAGUUGAUGGAGGGGAGGAGGGACGAGAUUAUGAAAUCGACUAUUGAAAUGGCGGGGAUGGCUCGUGGCAGCGUCGAGGAAGGUGGAUCUUCGUACCAUAAUCUGGAAAAGUUGAUCGUAUACAUUCGAUCGAUGUGUUAGGUUAUCUAAUUCAUUCGUUUCAAUUGAACUUCAACUUUUUUUUGUUAUCCAUAAGAGUUUACCUUUACAAUCUUGAAUUAUGUGGCGGAUUUUAUCAACUCUUAAUGC